AUGCAGCACAACCGAUUUUUCAUUCUCGUAGUCCUUCUGGUAUUUUCUACCUCCUUCAACCUUGCCAGAUGCUUGGUCGGCCAGCACUUCCAAUCCGCCAGAGAGGCUCAAAAAUUAAAAGUCAACGAUAGGCGGUCCGCUGGACUGGUACCAUAUCCCAGGAUUGGCCGGAAUUCGGAAAUGGCGACCUUGCCCAGAUCGGAACGCGCUUUGGGAAUGAUACAUCAGCCGCGAAUUGGACGAUCUGACAGUUUAGGCAAUUUGAAUCGAUUCCACGAUUUAUCGGCCGACGAUAUUGAGUUCUACAUUAUGCACGAUAUGGAUCCUGAUCUUCUAGAUCUCGAUUACGAAGAAUAUGCGAACCGACCGAUAGCAUUUAAGCAUACCGACAAAAUGCAAAAGGACGGUUCCUGGUUAGUGCCCGAUCAUGUACACGGAUAUAAGGAUCACCAUUUUGCGCAAAAGAUCGACUAUCCUCGAUCAUACUACUCUGCUUUGCGAGAUUCUCGAAAUACUCAAGGUCAAGGAGGCUACACUCCAAGAUUGGGUCGCGAGAACGAGCAUGACACCGCGAGUUUCCUGUAACUCACUUACUUUCGCUACGUGUCCUCGCGAAUUCGGCGGAUGUUAACCGGUGGAAGAGGAACCUCUCGUCAAAAUUGUCAUCAGGAACGUAACUUGUGAUGCUUUUGAUUGUUCCCCUAUCCUCAUUUGCAUCGGCGACCCACCUUGUCCCCGCACUUUGUAUGCAGUUGAUGCGGCACAAUACAUAAUCUGCAUUUAAAUACUGCAGUUUAUAUCAUCUUGUACGAAACCCUCGCCUUCUGCCAUCACCAAUAUCAAUUUUUUUCCACGAAGAAGAUCGAUCCUGAAGUUAUUCGAUCACGGUGCAAUUUUGUUUGAAUUUCCGCCCGAAAGUAUUCGAUGCAAUUUGACGCUAGGUUUUUGUACAAAACGUCAAAGAGAAUAAAAGUUUAGUUUGUACC
This is a messenger RNA of Ooceraea biroi (clonal raider ant), 986 nucleotides long. RefSeq names its product CAPA peptides. NCBI's taxonomy places the organism in Eukaryota, Metazoa, Arthropoda, Insecta, Hymenoptera, Formicidae. The record is from RefSeq and is a predicted model, not a curated record.